This is a messenger RNA of Acanthocheilonema viteae, 171 nucleotides long. NCBI's taxonomy places the organism in Eukaryota, Metazoa, Nematoda, Chromadorea, Rhabditida, Onchocercidae. The record is from the annotation of a GenBank genome assembly.
AUGUUCACUCCAUAUAUGGAGCCACCAUCAGCGAAUGGUGAUGAUGGCGAAACACUGGGUGUAGAAUUAGGUUAUGGUAAUAACUUUGGGUAUUAUGGACUACAAGCUAAUCUCUCACCUGCUCUCUGCGAACGAAUGCUAUGUAGUGAACGAGCCAAAGAAUUACAGGAG